GUAUAAAUCAAGUAUUUUAUAGAACUAUAUAUUAUAUACACACUCUCAUUUCUCGUAAUAGAAAAUAAAAAAACCAGACCAUAUAUUAUAUAAAAAAAAGAUGGAAAUAAAGAAGGAUAAGAAAGAGGAAGAACAAUUUCAUGUCUUUCAUAAGGUUCCUUCAGGUGAUGGCCCUUAUGUUAGAGCCAAACAUGCUCAGCUAAUUAUGAAGGAUACAGAAGGAUCAAUAAUAUGGUUUUGGAAAGCCAUAAAUGAAGGGGACAGAGUAGACAGUGCAUUAAAAGACAUGGCAGUUGUGAUGAAGCAAUUGGAUAGAAGUGAAGAAGCCAUUGAAGCUAUCAAAUCUUUUAGAUACCUUUGCUCUAAACAAGCUCAACAAUCUCUAGACAAUGUCCUCCUUGAUCUCUUCAAGAAAUGUGGAAAAGUGGAGGAACAAAUAGUGUUAUUAAAGCAAAAGUUGAGACAAAUAUAUGAAGGGAAGUUGUUCAAUGGGAGGCCUAUUAAAAUUGCUAGAUCUCAUGGGAAGAAAAUUCAAGUUACUAUCACCCAAGAGACUGCAAGAGUUCUGGGUAAUUUGGGUUGGGCUUAUAUGCAAAAAGGAAAUUUUAUGGCAGCAGAAGUGGUGUACAAGAAAGCCCAAAUGAUUUAUGCAGACAGCAACAAGGCCUGCAACCUGGCCCAAUGCUUGAUCAAGCAAGCCCGAUAUGACGAGGCUCGUUAUAUUCUCGAAGAUGUUUGGAAAGGUAAAUAUUUAGGUUUUGACGAUCCAAAAACAAAGGAUCGAGUUGAAGAAUUAUUGUUGGAAUUGGACUCGAAGCAACCCCCACCCUUCUUGCAAAACAUACCGGGCCUCAAUUUGGAUGACGAUUUUGUAAAUGGGCUUGAACAGUUGAUUAAUGAAUGGGCCAGGCCCAAAUCAAGAAGGUUGCCAAUAUUUGAGGAAAUCUCUACAUUUAGAGAUCAAUUGGCUUGUUGAUGGAUUUCUCUUUUUGGACUUUGGGGUUUAUGGUUAGUAAGGUUUAGAUGUUAAUUAUAUGAAAUUAGAUGUAUAAAGUAAGAGACAUGUGAUAUGUAAAAAUUGUAAUGUAAAUUAUAGCUUGGGGCAAAGUUUGGGAAAUGUUAAGUCUGUUUGAUCAAGUUUUUGAAAAGACAAAAGUGCUUAUUUUA
Solanum dulcamara is the source of this 1167-nucleotide messenger RNA. RefSeq names its product protein SULFUR DEFICIENCY-INDUCED 1-like. Gene Ontology annotation, molecular function: protein binding. The coding region runs from base 101 to 976 and encodes 291 amino acids. The transcript has 4 exons. The record is from RefSeq and is a predicted model, not a curated record. NCBI's taxonomy places the organism in Eukaryota, Viridiplantae, Streptophyta, Magnoliopsida, Solanales, Solanaceae.